Messenger RNA from Corticium candelabrum, 1131 nucleotides. RefSeq names its product bifunctional 3'-5' exonuclease/ATP-dependent helicase WRN-like. Gene Ontology annotation, cellular component: chromosome; nucleus; cytoplasm. Gene Ontology annotation, biological process: double-strand break repair via homologous recombination. The transcript has 4 exons. Bases 1 to 1131 code for a protein of 376 amino acids. Gene Ontology annotation, molecular function: four-way junction helicase activity; ATP binding; nucleic acid binding. Lineage: Eukaryota; Metazoa; Porifera; Homoscleromorpha; Homosclerophorida; Plakinidae. The record is from RefSeq and is a predicted model, not a curated record.
AUGGAUGACUUCCGAGCAAUGCCUGACGAUGAAGCCAUUGCAACUGCCGUGUCCAGCGUUUUGACUCUGUUCGAUUUCGGCGUGCAGAAUUUGAAGCCACUGCAGAUGCUAUCUCUUCGCCUCCUUGUCGGUAGACGGGACGUCUACGCGUGCUUUCCUACGGGCUUUGGAAAGUCGCUAAUUUUUCAUCUUCUCCCACACGUUUGUGCCCGACUAGCAGCCAAUGGCUUCCGGCAAUAUCCCGCGGAUCCUGUGGUGCUUGUGGUGACUUCAUUGAAGUCGCUGAUGAGAGAUCAGGUCGCUAUUUUAAAGCGCAAAGGGUUUGCAGCUGCCUUUGUUGGUGAGUCGGAUUCGUCAGACGCUGCUAUCAGGGUAGGGAAAUUCCCCUAUAUCUAUGGAAGCCCCGAAGUGCUUGUCGGCUCACGCGAGUGGCGAUGCGCCUUACAAGCAAAUGAGUUGAGAGAGCGGUUCUUGGCAGUGGUAGUGGACGAAGCUCACACGGGCGUUAGUGAGGAAGAGGAACCAUUUCGCGUAUGGUGUGGCCUGGUUGGCGAGCCGAGGUCGUUGUUGGAUGUCCCGUGCUUGGCGCUAACUGCAACUGCCUCUGCAUCCACAAGGAAAGCUCUCAUAUUAGCAUUAGGACUCCGCAAUGCUGUCGAAAUUGUGAAGAGUCCUGAUAGGCCAAACAUCCAUCUCUCAAGGGCUUUCUCUCCAGAGGGUGAAACUUUGGUUGAGAAUCGACUUGUGGAAAUGUAUCACUCCAGCACCCCUGAAGCUAACAAGGAGGCAAUAUUGACAUCUCUGAGAGCUGUUGAUGGCAAGUGCAGAGUGGUAUUUGCCACAAAUGCCCUAGGCUUAGGAAUUGAUGUGAAAGGAUUGCAUACAGUUGUUCACUGGGGACCAGCCAAUACUCUGGAAAGCUAUAUGCAGGAGAUAGGUCGGUGUGGCAGAGAUGGUGGACAAAGCAGAGCCGUUUUGUAUUAUCAUGGUCAGCAGCUGCAGCACAUUGAUUCUGAAAUGCGACAAUAUUUGUUUGAUUCCGACACAUGCCGUCGGAAAUUGCUGUUGUUACCCUUUGGAUAUCUUUUGGAACAGUCAUCAUCAGGAGGUCAGAGAUGGUGUUCAUCAUAG